Pochonia chlamydosporia 170 is the source of this 1251-nucleotide messenger RNA. RefSeq names its product DNA damage-inducible v-SNARE binding protein Ddi1. Lineage: Eukaryota; Fungi; Ascomycota; Sordariomycetes; Hypocreales; Clavicipitaceae. The coding region runs from base 1 to 1251 and encodes 416 amino acids. Gene Ontology annotation, molecular function: protein binding; aspartic-type endopeptidase activity. Gene Ontology annotation, biological process: proteolysis. The record is from RefSeq and is a predicted model, not a curated record. The transcript has 2 exons.
AUGACCCUCGAGACGCUCCGCGAAAGUGUUCACGCUGACACCAACAUUCCCGCAUCCUCCCUCCACAUCUACCAUAAUGGUCGCCUACUCACGGAAGAAACCAAAACUAUCGAACAAUUAGAGAUCCCCGACGGCGGCAUGUUAGCCGUCCAUGUCAGACACCUCAGAGGCAAUACUGGCGCUAAUGAACCCGCGGCUCAGACACAACCGCCCCCGCAGCCACCACGGCCACAGGCUGGUGGUGACAAUGAUCCCGAGUUGAUUCGACUACAAAUACUGGGAAAUCCAGCUCUGAGGGAACAGCUGCAAAGGCAACAUCCAGAGCUUGCGGCUGCCGUAGACGACCCCGCUCGCUUCGCCCAAAUCUUCCAGAACAGCCAAGAUAUGGAAAGACGACAGAGGGAGGAGAGGCAACGAGAGAUUGAGAGACUGAACCAAGAUCCUUUCAAUAUCGAAAACCAAAGAAAGAUUGAAGACAUGAUUCGCCAAGAGCGUGUAAUGGAGAACCUGCAGAGCGCUAUGGAACACAAUCCUGAGGUUUUCGGCCGUGUUCACUUGUUAUACAUUGAUGUUGAAGUCAAUGGCCACAAGGUCAAGGCCUUGGUAGACUCCGGAGCUCAAGCCACCAUCAUGUCGCCAGCGUACGCCGAAGCAUGCGGCAUCAUGCGACUUAUCGACACUAGGUUUGCCGGCGUAGCUCGUGGUGUUGGCACGGCCAAGAUUCUAGGACGUGUUCACUCGGCGCAGAUUAAAGUUGGCAACUUGUUUCUCCCAUGCAGCUUUACUGUCAUGGAGGGCAAGACAACACACCUCCUCCUCGGGUUGGACAUGUUGAAGCGAUAUCAGGCCACCAUCGACUUGGCUAGAGACAGGCUCAUCAUUCAGGGAGAAGAGGUCCCAUUCUUGGGAGAAGCCGACAUUCCCAAGGAUGAAGAGCCCUCAGAGCAGGAGGCCACUAUUCCUGGUCCCUCUGGAACCACUAUCGGCCAAGAAACUGGUGCUGUUUUACCGCCACAGCAAUCAUCGACUACAGCUUCAUCAACCCCAGCCCAACCGGCAUUACCCCCAAGACAUGCACCGCCAGCCUCGGCGCCAGCACCAGCGGCAACACCGUCCACGGCAGCGCCAAAUGUCACUCCAGCGCACGUAGAAAGUCUCAUAUCCAUGGGAGCCACACGAGAACAGGCGAUCCAAGCACUGCAAGCAGCAGAGGAUAACGUCGACGUAGCAGCAAGUCUGAUUUUCUUCUAG